AUGGUUACCUUUUCAUGCAUCUUGGAUGUUAAAAGGAAACCUUCUUCGCAAACUCCGCGCAUAAUUUCCGCCAUUCUUCAUGGUAAAGCCACGCUGAUACAAAGUUAUAGAGCGGUGAAUCUUUAUCGCUUUGAACAUGUAAAUGACAAGGACGACGCUAUGGUGGUUAUAGCAGAGGAGUGGCCCUUUGGAAGACGAAAAGUUCCGCCAGAGAAACUAAGUAUCAGUGAACAGGCAGGUAAAUAUUUUGAAGUUGUUUGCGCUUAUAAGACAAGCAGUGACUGUAUCACCAGGGAUUCUAAGAAGAAAUAA
Porites evermanni is the source of this 312-nucleotide messenger RNA. The record is from the annotation of a GenBank genome assembly. Lineage: Eukaryota; Metazoa; Cnidaria; Anthozoa; Scleractinia; Poritidae.